UUCGGAGGCCAAAUUCUACAUCACGGCCAUGUCGACGUUCUUGACUGUCGUCGAGAAGAUGCGGGAGCAGGGUGGCGUUGUGGAACAGGUGAAAUAGCGUCGCGAUGUGCCAGAGGGGAACACAAAAGUGGGGGUUAGCAAGUGAUUCGGGGGGAAAGCAACACGAUGACGGAGAAUUGCGGGGCCGCACGAAUUUUCGUCAAGGCUACCUGGGAGAGACCGUAUUCAACUACGUUGUCUCAUGUAAGAAUGCAUGUACUCACGGUGUUCAUAGUGUUCGAUUAUUAUCUUUCAAUCCGGAAUUUGCGAGUGGACGCGUCGAGCGCAUGUGGCACGAUAGCCACAGACGCGUGAGCGCUCGUCAACAACGUGCUGGUGUCGCGGUUGCUUAUCCGCUUGCUGCUUUGUUCCUUGCGACAACUAUGAGACAUUCUCCCUAACUCGCCAGUGUGCUCCUUCUAUGUCGAACCUUGCCAUAGAUCACCUCCCUAGCAUCCAAGUUCAUUUCUGUGUUGACCUCCGCCAGACUGCUUGCCAUCGUCUACGCCACCCGCCGCAUGAACGGACAUCAGUGAGUAU
Laetiporus sulphureus 93-53 is the source of this 579-nucleotide messenger RNA. RefSeq lists its product as uncharacterized. NCBI's taxonomy places the organism in Eukaryota, Fungi, Basidiomycota, Agaricomycetes, Polyporales, Laetiporaceae. The transcript has a single exon. The record is from RefSeq and is a predicted model, not a curated record. Bases 105 to 440 code for a protein of 111 amino acids.